Molecule: messenger RNA, 1321 nt
Organism: Colias croceus (clouded yellow)
Lineage: Eukaryota; Metazoa; Arthropoda; Insecta; Lepidoptera; Pieridae
Gene: Pdxk
Product: pyridoxal kinase
Exons: 5
Coding region: 169-1068 (299 amino acids)
Biological process (GO): pyridoxal 5'-phosphate salvage
Cellular component (GO): cytosol
Molecular function (GO): pyridoxal kinase activity
Source: RefSeq, a predicted model, not a curated record
GUUGUAAUUUCAAAAAGAUAACAAAUUAUGUCUCAUUUCAUUUAGUGGAUUAAUUAAUUUAUAGCUGAUAAACUAAACUUGAAUUUUAAUUGUUAUCUAGGAGACGACGUUCGCGGACGUGUUCGCCGUUUUAUUCAUAUUUGGUGUGUGUUAGUAAAAUAGUAAAUCAUGGCUUCAGAUACACCAAGAGUUUUAUCAAUUCAGAGUCAUGUAGUCCAUGGGUAUGUUGGGAAUAAAAGUGCAGUUUUUCCAUUGCAAGUUUUAGGUCUAGAGGUUGAUGCAAUUAAUACAGUGCAAUUUUCAACACACACUGCCUAUAAACAUAUCAAAGGACCGAUUUUAAAAAAUGAAGAGUUGGAGGAAUUGAUUGAUGGUCUUGUAUUAAAUGAAGUUGAUUAUUAUACACACUUCUUAACUGGGUAUUCUAGGUCACCAGAUUCACUUAAGCAAAUUGCCCAAAUCAUUAAGAAUCUAAAAGUAAAAAAUCCCGGAUUAGUUUAUGUAUGCGAUCCAGUAAUGGGCGACAACGGUAAACUAUACGUGCCUGAAGAAAUACUGCCCGUAUACAGAGAUGAUGUUGUACCUCUAGCUGAUAUAUUAACGCCAAAUCAGUUUGAAGCGGAACUGCUAACUGGUAUACCGAUGAAGGAUUUAGAUGGUGCUUUAAAAGUUAUACAAGCUUUGCAUGAUAAGGGAGUUAAGACUGUUGUAUUGUCGAGCACUGAUUUGGGAGACGAUCAGCAUAUGAUUGGACUCGCUAGUAAUAAAGAUUCAUGUUACAAAAUAGAAAUACCAAAGUUGGAUGCAAAUUUUACGGGAACAGGCGAUCUGUUCGCAGCGCUGUUUAUGGCUUGGUCGUAUAAAACCAAAGACGACUUAAAACUCACAUUAGAGUUUACAAUAGCAACACUUCAAGCCAUUGUUAAAGACACGUAUGAUUAUGCAAGAAAAAUUCAGCCGACCGGGAAAGUCCCACCUGCACUCAAAGAGCUGAGACUUAUUCAAAAUAAGCACAUUAUUGAAAACCCAAAAAUUAAUAUAACUGCGACGGAGGUGAAACGUAACUAAGAGAAAUAUAGAUAAAGAUCAUAUUUACAUAUUAUUGCAUGCUUAAAUAUUGCGCAGUACAAAGUAAAUGCAAUAAUGUUAAAUAUAGCUAAGUGAUGCCACUUGUCCCUCAUAAAAUAUAAGAUUAGAUCGAGUUUAUAUUAUCAGUUACAAAUAGAUUUUGCUUAUUAUAUCGAAUGUUUGAAUUUUAUUUUAUAUAGGUCUAUAAAAUAAUGUUACAGUAUUUGCACUAUAUUCACGCAAGGAGUUAUAU